AUGGUAGCAACGCCUAAAGGAGCAAUCAUGAGUACAAAUUCUACACGUCCGUCGUCUAAUAUAGUUGAAGAUGAUGACGAAAUAUUGACAACUGAUGAUAUUUCUCUUCCAUCUUAUCCUCAAUCUACCAAAGAUAUAAAAUCGAUGAUUCAUUUCAAUCCUCCAACUGUAUCACAUCGACCAACUAUAUCAUCAUCAAUAUCCGAUAAAAAACAUAUUAAAAAAUUAAUAGAAAGCUCUCCUCCUCCUCCACCGCAACCUUCAACUAGAAAUCAUAGAAUAAUAAAGAAAUUGGAGUUUAAACCGAAGAAAAAAAUUACAAGACGUAAGAAAAAAAUUACAAGUCAAAAAACUACUAAAUAUACAGAUUCUGAUAGCACAAAACAAGACUCAAUUGUUCCUCUAAAUGAUACGUCAGUAAUACCUCAAAAAGCUAUUAAAAGAAUAUUAGAACAGGACGAAACUGAAAGUAUUAAGAGGAAAAGGAAGGAUGAUAAAAAAAGUGAACAGGAAAUAAAACAAAAAGACCAAAGGUUAAAAGAAGUAAAUAAAGAACGUUCUGAAAAAAGACAACAAUUAUUAACAAGACGCCGUAAGUCACAGAAACAAAAGAUUCCAAUAGAUCCUUAUGUUAUUCAACAAAUUCGCAAUAAAGAAAAGAAAGAAAAUCCAAAAAGAUCAAAAAAAGUUAUGAGAGAGGGAAGGUCACCUUCUCCAGCUAUGAAACGUCAAAAAGUAAAGCGAAAAGCGGAGCUGACAGAUGGAAACGGACAUACAAUUUCAAAAUUACAGAGAAAAGUCAACAAAAAACAGUCACAAAGAGCCUCAAGAUUAUGGGUUAAAAAUUUAAAGAAAAGAAAUGUAGAAUUUCACCCAUAUAAAUCAAAAAUUAAAUGGGCAACAAGAAAACCGACUCAAAAGGAUAUUAAAAAUUUUAAACCCUCACUUUGGUAA
Molecule: messenger RNA, 954 nt
Organism: Meloidogyne enterolobii
Lineage: Eukaryota; Metazoa; Nematoda; Chromadorea; Rhabditida; Meloidogynidae
Source: the annotation of a GenBank genome assembly